This is a messenger RNA of Rhizophagus irregularis DAOM 181602=DAOM 197198, 657 nucleotides long. Lineage: Eukaryota; Fungi; Glomeromycota; Glomeromycetes; Glomerales; Glomeraceae. The record is from RefSeq and is a predicted model, not a curated record.
AUAAUACUUAAUGAUCAUAUUGAAUCAUUACUAUUAUUAUUACAGAAAUUUAGUGAUUGUUUAGAAAAUUUUGGAUUUGAAAAUGGAGAUAUAGGAGUCGAAUAUAAUGAACAAAAACAAAAAUUAUUUGAAUUUAUUAUGAAAUAUUGUAAAAAUAUUAGAUAUUUUUAUUCGUGUUUACCUUAUUAUGAUAAUAAUAGUAUUUACUUAUUCAUUGAAAAGAAUCAACAUAAUAUUAAUUAUCUUACUAUUGAAGGGGAUUUUAUCGAAAAUCAUAUUCUUUUUGCUGAAAGUUCAACUUUAUUACGAAAUUUAGGACAGGUUCUUCCUUCUAGUGAUCUAGAAAUAUUUUUAAAAAAUUCACAAAAUACUUUUAUCAAAAAAUUAUUAAUUAAUAAUGUAUUCCUGCAUACAUCAUCCCCGAGAAGUGUAGAUACAAAAAUUUUAUUUUUUAUAAAGAAAUAUAUUAUGAAAAAGGAAAGGGUUAAAUAUUUGGCUAUUUUAGAAUCGGAUUCUAAUGGUGGUAUACAACCUGUCGAAUUAUUUUUUUUAAAUGAUGAAGUAAAUGAAUAUAAAUUACAUAAUAUUAUAGUUCAAAAAUACCAUGAUUUAUAUAUUGAUGCACAUAGUUAUAUAAAUUAUCAUUUACAAUAUUAA